CAAGUUUUUCAAAUUAUUUGGGUAGGUUUACAAUAUAAUGGAUAUACGUUAAUGCGCAAUAGAAGAUGGGAUGGGGGGCCUCUUUUCUUCCCAAAUUGUUGUUGGCCGGCCGGCCUGUACUCAUGUUUCGUCUUCCACACUUUUCUCCUUAAACCAGUCGACCACAGCAAACUGAAAUAUGAGAAGACAGACAAGUACAACCACCACCUUAUCUCUACUCUUUCUUUCACUUCUUGUACGCUUCUGCAGUUCCACGGACACCAUUACCUUCAACCAACCUCUCAAAGACGGGGAUGUGUUAAUCUCUAACGCCAAAUCUUUCUUUCUCGGCUUCUUCACCCCCGGGAACUCCGUCGGAAAACGAUACGUCGGAAUCUGGUACCAAAACAUCCCGAACCAGAGAGUGGUUUGGGUUGCAAACCGAGACAGCCCCGUCAACGGUACAUCCGGGGUCCUCUUUAUCGACCGGACCGGAAACCUUGUUAUUCAAGACAAGAAAACCAAUGUUUCUGUCUGGAACACAAGUCUUUCUUAUCCGCCCACGGGGACAAGAACUUAUUCCGCUCAGUUACAGGAUACCGGGAACCUGGUUUUGUUCCAUGACCCGGAUAGAAGAAAUAUUACAUGGCAGAGCUUCGAUUAUCCCACGAAUACAAGGCUGCCUUUGAUGAAACUCGGGGUGGACAAGAAAACCGGGUUGAACCGGUUUUUAACGUCGUGGAAGUCGUUGGAUGAUCCAGGGACGGGGCCGUACGGGUUCGGGCUGGAACUCAAACCCGUCCCGGAGGUGUUUCUGUUCCAGUACAAUAAUAGCGGGGCGGCUCCCGGGGCCCCGGUUUGGCGAUCCGGGUCAUGGAACGGAAUUGGGUUAAGCGGCGUGGCGAAACAGUCUAACAGCUACGUGGCCAACCUCCACUACGUCGAAAACGCGGACGAGGUGACGAUGAUGCACACGCUAAAGGACCCGUCGAUGUAUCUAACGUUGGUGGUGAAUGAAUCCGGGAAUCUUGAUUUGAUUACGUGGCAAGACGCCGACAAGAAAUGGGUGACGUUCACUUCCGCGCCUAAAGACGUGUGCGAUCAUUACGCUCAUUGCGGGGCUUUCAGCAACUGUAACCCCUACAAUUCCGGGUUUUUCGAGUGCACUUGUCUUCCCGGAUUUGAGCCGCGGUCUGACCGGGAAUGGAGGGCCGGAAACGGCACCGACGGCUGCCGGAGGAAUAACACCGACGUGUGCGGUAACGGCGAGGGGUUUAUGAAGCUGACAAACUUUAAGAUCCCGGACACUAACAUAUCGCGCGUGAAUAGGACGAUUGGGCUUGAAGAAUGUGAAGAGAUUUGUUUGAGGAACUGUUCUUGCAGUGGAUAUGCCAGCGCGAAUAUCAGCGGUGGAGGGACGGGGUGCAUAACUUGGUACGGUGACUUGAUAGAUAUGAGGGGGUUUGCAAGUGGUGGCCAAGAUUUGUAUGUCCGGGUCUCUGCCUCUGAUUUAGAGCUUCUUAGAAAAUCAAAAGGGCUUCCUGGGAAAACCUUCAUAGUCAUCCUUGUGCCUGUUGCUGCUGCAGUCCUAGUGGUUCUUCUUCUCUGCUGUUUGCUUGUGAAAAUGAGAAAAGGUAAGCGGCAACAACAACGCAACAACAGUACUAGAAACAACCCAUCAAACCACUAUGAAGGGUCUGAAAUGGGGAAACAUGUGGACGAAACUGGGUCAUCAGAUCUCUCAAUCUUUGAUCUAAAAACCAUUCAAUCCGCCACUGAUAACUUCUCGGCCGAAAAUAAACUUGGUCAAGGCGGAUUUGGUUCUGUUUACAAGGGCACGUUGCAAGAUGGACAACUAGUGGCUGUCAAAAGGCUGUCAAGAACAUCAGGGCAAGGCAUAGAUGAAUUCAAGAAUGAAGUUACACUAAUUGCAAGACUCCAACAUAGAAAUCUUGUGAGACUUUUAGGAUAUUGCAUUCAAGAAGGGGAGAAGAUGUUGGUGUAUGAAUACUUGCCUAACAGAGCCUUGGACAGUUUCAUCUUUGAUAAUACAAAUGCGGUAUUGUUAGAUUGGAAGAAGCGCUUUGAAAUUAUCUUAGGAGUUGCUCGAGGAUUAUUAUAUCUUCAUCAAGAUUCUAGAUUAAAAAUUAUUCACAGGGAUUUAAAGGCUGGCAAUAUUCUAUUAGAUGCUUCCAUGCACCCGAAAAUUUCUGACUUUGGAAUGGCUAGAAUUUUUGGAGGGGACCAAAUUGAAGCAAACACAAAUAGAGUGGUUGGGACAUAUGGAUAUAUGUCACCGGAAUAUGCAAUGGAAGGCCACUUUUCAGAAAAAUCCGAUGUCUAUAGUUUUGGUGUUUUAUUGCUGGAGAUUGUGACGGGAAAGAAGAACAAAAAUCCAAAUAACGAAAAAUCUAUGAAUUUAAUAACAAAUGUAUGGGAUUUCUGGAAAGAAAAUAGGGCAUUGGAUAUAGUUGAUCCAUCACUAGGGGAGUGGUAUGAUGAGCGACAAGUUUUGAGAUGCAUCCAUGUUGGGUUGUUAUGCGUCCAAUCAUAUUCAGACGAUAGACCAAUCAUGUCAGAAGUAAUUUUCAUGCUAAGUAAUGAAACAGAACUUCCUCAACCUAAUCAACCGGGAUUUAUAUUCAAACAUGGGAGUGGUUUUCUACCCUCAACUUCAACGAGUACUCUCGAAAACCAAUCCAUUAAUGACAUGUCAAUUACCAAGAUUGAAGGUCGCUAGCUAACAUGUUACCUACUGAUUAGACUAGCGGACAAUGCACGUUGAUCUUGGGCUGAAUGGCCUUCUUGUCUUUGACUCACUUCUGAAUAGUGUUUGGCAUAUUUUGACAUUUCUUGUAACAUUUAAGGAAAAUUAAAGCUUCAUGUUGGGCGGAAGGCAGUGAAUGUAUAUUGUGUUCUGAUACAUAGUCUACAGAAAAAUUUGGCAAUAGCCCACUAGCACGUUCAACAAGUUCUCAACAUCAACUUGAGCCCAAGGGAAUCAUCACUUAAUCUUUGCAGUGGUUUAUGAAAUACAUGUUGCUCCAACACACUCCUGCAAUGUGUGGGUAUCAGCUGCAAAUAAAGGGCAUAAACCAUCAAAUGAUUUAUCAAAUACAUGCCCUCCCAAAUAUGAUGAGUUGAUGUCUCUCGGUAACACACAAAGAGAGACUUUCAAAUUUACACUCAAUCUUGUUUGGUUAGAUGAAAAAAAAAUUUCUUUAAAUUUGAAAAAAAAAUUAAAUUUCCUC
Molecule: messenger RNA, 3230 nt
Organism: Ipomoea triloba (trilobed morning glory)
Lineage: Eukaryota; Viridiplantae; Streptophyta; Magnoliopsida; Solanales; Convolvulaceae
Product: G-type lectin S-receptor-like serine/threonine-protein kinase RKS1
Exons: 8
Coding region: 179-2719 (846 amino acids)
Biological process (GO): protein phosphorylation; recognition of pollen
Molecular function (GO): ATP binding; protein serine/threonine kinase activity
Source: RefSeq, a predicted model, not a curated record